AUGGAAAAUGUAACUAUCCUUAAUUUCUUGAUGUUUGAAAAUCUGGGGUAUUUCCGAUAUAUUUACUUUCUUCUGGGAUUGAUUUUAUAUUGUACAAUUGUACUCUUCAACAUUAUUAUCAUUCUGGCAAUAUUUAUGGAACGUGCAUUGCACCAACCUAUGUACCUUUUGAUUUCAUGUCUAUCAAUCAAUUCUCUUUAUGGCACUGCUGGCUUCUUUCCAAGAUUAUUAACUGAUUUAUUGCUACAUUCACAUACAAUUUCUCGUCCCGCAUGCCACAUACAGACUUUUGUUAUUUAUACUUAUGCAUCAUAUGAAUUCACAAUCUUAACAUUAAUGGCAUAUGACAGAUUUAUCGCAAUAAGUAAACCCUUACAAUACCACAGCGUUAUGACACCCAAAGUACUUAUUGUCAUGGUAGCGUUAUCCUGGAUUUAUCCAAUGUUUUCAAUUGGUAUUGGUAUCAUUGUUACUGCAAGGCUAAGACUGUGUGGUAAUGACUUAAGAAAACUGUACUGUAACAACUGGAUUAUUGCAAAACUCUCUUGUGAAACUGCCACUCUUGACAACAUUUAUGGCUUUGUAGUGCUAAUAACAACAGUUUUGAUCCCCCUGAGUUUCAUUAUGUAUUCCUAUGUUAAGAUUCUUAUAAUUUGUCAGAAAUGCUCAAAAGAUUUGAAGAGCAAAGCUUAUCAUACUUGUCUUCCUCACUUGGUGACCUUUGUUAAUUACUCAAUUACAAUUUUCUGUGAAAUGACCUUUACCCGUUUUGAAAAUUUACAUCCAACAGUAGAUGUUAUUCUCUCACUAGAGUUUCUUAUUAUACCUCCUCUCUUAAACCCCCUGGUUUAUGGAAUUAAUUUUCCAGACAUUCGCAGAAAAAUUCACCAUCAUUUGAAAGCAUCUAAACAGUUAAUUGUAUCUGCAUGUACCACUUUUACCUAA
This is a messenger RNA of Electrophorus electricus (electric eel), 945 nucleotides long. RefSeq names its product olfactory receptor 2AG2-like. NCBI's taxonomy places the organism in Eukaryota, Metazoa, Chordata, Actinopteri, Gymnotiformes, Gymnotidae. Gene Ontology annotation, molecular function: odorant binding; G protein-coupled receptor activity; olfactory receptor activity. Gene Ontology annotation, biological process: G protein-coupled receptor signaling pathway; detection of chemical stimulus involved in sensory perception of smell. The record is from RefSeq and is a predicted model, not a curated record. Gene Ontology annotation, cellular component: membrane.